Messenger RNA from Eremothecium gossypii ATCC 10895, 1644 nucleotides. RefSeq names its product ssDNA-dependent ATPase MGS1 (gene MGS1). The record is from RefSeq and is marked provisional. The transcript has a single exon. Gene Ontology annotation, biological process: DNA repair; regulation of DNA repair; DNA-templated DNA replication. Gene Ontology annotation, cellular component: nucleus. Bases 1 to 1644 code for a protein of 547 amino acids. Gene Ontology annotation, molecular function: ATP binding; DNA binding; single-stranded DNA helicase activity. Lineage: Eukaryota; Fungi; Ascomycota; Saccharomycetes; Saccharomycetales; Saccharomycetaceae.
AUGAGUAGCAGGACGGGGGAGAACUUAAUCAAAUGUCCAGUAUGUGGCAGGCGUGUCGCAUUCAUCAGCAUCAAUAGCCAUCUAGAUGCAUGCACUGCAGGAGGAGGCCGAAAGGAGCGAGGAACAACGUCCGUAUCUGAGAUGCUGGGGCGCAAGCAUAAGCUGGAGGAUGAGGAUAGCGUGACUGUGAUCUCGGACGUUAAUAUGGAGGAUAGUGAGGUGAUAGAGAUGGACGACUCUCCGCAACGGAAGCGGGCACGUGCAACAGGGACGGUGAACUCAGAUCAGCGUGAGCUGCAGAAAAUGGCACAUUUGCCCUUAAGUGAGAAACUUCGUCCCCGCGAGCUGCGGGAGUACGUGGGGCAACAGCAUAUUCUCUCCCAGGAAAGCGGGGCACUAUACAAAUAUGUGAGCCAGGGAACAAUACCUUCGAUGAUACUAUGGGGCCCCCCAGGGGUAGGCAAGACAUCGCUUGCACGCUUGCUUUCUAAGACCGUGAACGCACGGCCCCAAGCGAAGAUCACGUAUCAGUUGGUGGAGACGAGUGCGACCAAGGCUAACGCCCAGGAACUGCGGACAGUCUUCGACAACGCCAAGAAGGAAUUCCGUUUGACAAAGCGCAUGACUGUGCUAUUCGUGGAUGAGAUCCACCGCUUCAACAAGGGCCAGCAAGAUCUGCUGCUACCUUACGUAGAAUCCGGAGGGAUUGUGUUAAUUGGCGCAACGACAGAGAACCCGAGCUUCCAGCUGAAUAACGCGCUUCUGAGCCGAUGUCAAGUGUUUGUGCUCAACAAACUCACAGAAGAUGAGAUGAACCGGGUUCUUACCCGCGGCAUAGCCAUGCUCAACAAGUGCAGGCGUCUGUUGUGGGAGAACCCUCGGCCAUUGAAGCUGGAAAUGGAGUGUAUAGAGUACAUUAACAGAGUCGCAGUGGGUGACACACGGAAGGCUCUCAAUAUCCUGGAGAUGGUCGAAGUGUCUACAAGACAAAUACCCACCGACAAAUCCCUGCAACUGCAGGACAUGAAGAGCCUGCUACAAAACGACUCGAACGUGGUGCGCUCCUACUAUGACGCUGGCGGAGAAAACCACUACGAUACCAUCUCUGCAUUUCAUAAAGCUAUCCGCGGAUCUGACGAAAAUGCAGCGCUUUAUUAUCUUGCGCGCAUGCUGCAAGGUGGCGAAGAUCCGCUCUUUAUUGCGCGCCGUAUGGUGCGAAUUGCCAGUGAGGACAUUGGCCUUGCAGACAACACCAUGCUCCCGCUGGCGGUCUCUGCACACGAUGCCGUCAUGAAGGUGGGCCUUCCGGAAGCGGACUUAUCCUUGGCUCACUGUGCUGUGGCCCUCGCUCGCGCGCCAAAGUCCGUCCUGCUGUAUCGUGGGUGGAAACAGCUGAAAGGUAUGUUGAGCGAAAACAAGUACCAGAUGGCUAGCAGUGAAAUUCCGCUUCACCUGAGAAAUGCGCCAACAAAAUUGAUGAAGGACCUUGGCUACGGGGCCGGUUAUAAGUACAACCCCACAUAUAAGGAUGGCAAGGUCAAGCAGGAAUACUUCCCGUUGGAGGUCCUUGCCAACUGCACAGACAGAAACGAGCUGCGCUUCUUGGCCGGCCCGCACCUCGGCACAGAAGUCGAUCCAGACUAA